Molecule: messenger RNA, 716 nt
Organism: Brassicogethes aeneus
Lineage: Eukaryota; Metazoa; Arthropoda; Insecta; Coleoptera; Nitidulidae
Source: the annotation of a GenBank genome assembly
UUUCACAAUAGCAAUACUAUUUGACAACAACAUCUGUCAAAGAAAAGAAUUUCAAAAUUCUUGAUAAAAAUUCCAGUAAAUCUUAACAAAAAUGGCAGACGAAGAGGACAAACCCGCGGGCGAAACCCCAAACGAAACCCCGGACGAAACAACCAAACCCGAAGAAACCCCGGAAGAAGACGAUGAACAGCCAGAAUGCAAGAAAAGGAAGCCUGAAAAGAUUAUUUUGGAGACGGAUGGCCGAAAAGGCGACGAAGAACCCAAGAAAAUAAACUGCGACAGAGGUAAUGAGGAUGAGGAGGAAAAACCGCCACCGGAAACCAGCAGAGACUUUAGGAUCUACAAGGCAAUGAACACGAAGGAAUGGGGUCCAGUUUGCGAAUGCCACGGUGCCAAGGAUCAAGCUGUCUUGGACUUGUUGUCGAUUACUAUUACGACCAUAAUGCUGAUGGCGAUCGGCCAAAAUAUUGAGGACUCGCAACUUAGGUGGGCUGCCAAUUGCCUGGAGAAUGUCAGGGACGAUAAUGGAAAUGCCCCACCAAAUAUCAGAUGCAUUUUGAACAUGAUCUACACUAAGAUACCAAAGGAGGAAUCACCCGAACCAGAAGGAGAAACCACAGAAGAGGCAGUGGAAGAAGCAGCCUAAUCUCAAUAAUCAAAAUAAAAAAUGUAUAAACAAACCUAUUUUUUUGUUGAACCCACUAAACAAAAUUUAC